Messenger RNA from Eptesicus fuscus (big brown bat), 1137 nucleotides. It is a transcript of the gene RSPH1, whose product is annotated as radial spoke head component 1. The record is from RefSeq and is a predicted model, not a curated record. Gene Ontology annotation, cellular component: nucleus; motile cilium. The transcript has 9 exons. Lineage: Eukaryota; Metazoa; Chordata; Mammalia; Chiroptera; Vespertilionidae. The coding region runs from base 52 to 996 and encodes 314 amino acids. Gene Ontology annotation, biological process: axoneme assembly; spermatid development.
CUUACGGACUAGAGGGGCGCCGGCGGCGGGGAUCUAGGUUGAGGCGAGGCCAUGUCGGACCUGGGCUCGGAGGAGUUGGAGGAGGAGGGAGAAGCUGAUCUUGGGGAAUAUGAGGGGGAACGGAACGAGGCAGGUGAAAGGCACGGCCACGGGAGAGCCAGGCUGCCCAAUGGGGACACCUACGAGGGGAGCUAUGAACACGGAAAAAGACACGGCCAGGGGAUCUACAAAUUUAAAAAUGGUGCUCGAUACAUCGGAGAAUACAUUAAAAAUAAAAAGCAUGGUCAAGGCACUUUUAUAUACCCAGAUGGAUCAAAAUACGAAGGGGAGUGGGUGGACGACCUGAGGCACGGCCACGGCGUCUACUACUAUGUCAACAACGACACCUACACCGGAGAGUGGUUCGCCCACCAAAGGCACGGGCAAGGCACCUAUCUCUACGCGGAGACCGGCAGCAAGUACGUGGGGACCUGGGUGAACGGACAGCAGGAGGGCUCGGCCGAGCUCAUUCACCUGAACCACAGGUACCAGGGCAAGUACUUGAACAAAAACCCUAUGGGCCCCGGGAAGUAUGUGUUUGACAUUGGAUGUGAGCAGCACGGGGAGUAUCGGGUCACAGAUGUGGAAAGAGUGGAAGAGGAAGAGGAGGAGGAGUCGUUAAUAACUGCCCUUCCGAAGUGGAAAGCUACCAAAAUCACCGAGUUGGCCUUGUGGACACCGACCCUCGCUGAAGAGCCGCCGCCUGCGGAUGUGCCUGGCCAGGAGGAGCCCCUGGCAGCCGAGGCCCGGGGGGAGUCUGGGGAGGAUGCCCAGCCUCCGGCGGAUCUCUCAGAUGCGGAGGCCGAUUUCCUGAGGCCCGGAGAGGAAGACGCCGAUAACUUCAGGGAGGAGAGCGGCGAGUACGGCCGGGAGGAGUUCCGCUUCGACAACAUAGACCAGCAGGGAAAUGUGGGUUUCGAAGAGGAUGACCCUAGGCAAACCGAUGCUCCAGACUAAGAUGGGCCCAAAGUGAGGGGCCUGUGCCACCGAACGCCUGGCGCUCGGGGAGUUAACACCCACCAGUUACUAAUCUUUCGUAUUUAGUUGUUUGUGAAAACGGUUUACAAUUGCAAAUAAAUUUUUCAUUCUCCUUUGUUG